AUGGCACUCAAAGUAAAAAUUAUACUCAGUAUGAUAGCAUUACCUUUAGCUUUAUUUGCUGCUUCAAUUUUCUGGAUUGUUUCAAUAUAUUAGACAAUUAUACCAUAAACCUAAUUAUCUGUGUAAUAACUAUCACUAAAAUUAUUAAAUGAAACUUUAUAAGUAUGAUAAUGUUCUAUUGUUUAUAGUUUGAAUCAAGAGCUCUAUUUUUUGUAACAAGAGUGAAUUAAUCAAUGUAAUUCAACAGUCCUUUUAUAAUAAGAAAUGUAAUAUUGGAUUAAUUUACAAAUAAUACUUUAAGAAUGCUUGAAUAGACAGAUAUACAUCGUUUAGAACUUUUUCUGGCUCCUUUAUAUAAAUCUCAUAGAUUAGAAUGUUUUACAAUUUUAUGUAAUGAUAAAUAAUAAUUCUUAUCUAUGGGUGAUAGUAAUAAAUAGUUUAUAAAGGAAUUUAUAAAUUGGAAUAGUCUUUAUGAGGCAAACUUAAUAAUCAAAGAUGAUUAAAUUAAGAUAACUAUAGGAAAUGAUAAGUACUAAAUUUAUUUAUAUAUUAGUUGUAAUAUUCAAGUUUAUUAUGGAUUAAAAGAGUUCAUUAUUAGUAUGUUAACAAAUGCAGCAUUUAUGACUAAUUAAGUAUAAUCAAGAGCAGUAUUGCUUGAUGCUGAUCCAUAUGAUAUUAUUUGGGAAGAAAAUAAUGAAACUAAUUUAGCUAAGAUUUUAGAUGUAGAUCAUUCUAGGACAUUAUAAAUUUUAAAUUUCCAUAGAUAAGAAGAUGAAUUUGGAUGUUUAAUUUAUGAACCUUAAACAAUCUUCUAUGAAUCAGACACAUAAAAUAGAUUAAUAAAAUAUAUUCAAUUUUCAAUAAGUGAUCUUCAUUACUAAUGUAAUGAGUAAUAUAGUGUAAAAUUAACUUAUAUGAUGAUAAUAUCUCUAAACCAAUUUCAUUAACAUUUGGGUACUUAGGAUCUUAAUUAUGAUAGACUUAACUAUGCUACUAAUAGUUAUGCUUGUCUUAUCAUUUUAUUGAUAUUUUAUUUUUAUAGAGUUGCUGUUAAAGUUGGAUUAUCAUUUGAAGUUCCCAUUGAGAGAAUAAUAGAAAUAAUAAAUGAACCUUAUAAAUUUCAUUAUGAAAAUUCAAAUUAAAGAAUAGAUUUAAGACAAUAAUUACAUAAUUAAGAACUUUUAUAACUUUAUGAUUCAUUGUUAUUAUGUGUAAUUAUGCAUCAAUUUCAUUAAAAAUAGUAAUUAUUAAAUAAUAAUGAUAAAGGAGCAGAAUAUUUAUAAAAUUUAUGUUAAAUUAAGUCUUUUUAUAAAUUCUGUUAAAAUAAGUGGAUGGUAAGUGUUUGUGGUAAUAAUAUGGCUAUGAUUCAUUAUAAAAAUAAAAGAUAUUCUGAAGCUCUUAAUUAAUUAGCUGAAUCUAUAAUGAUAGGUAAUAAAGAAUUAACAAGUUUGAAAUAGAUUGAAAAAUUAAGAAAAAAGAUUGAAAGAAAUCAUUUUGGAAAAUCUAUUUUAAAUAGAUUAUAAUCCUAUAUAAUUAAUAAAUUUGCUGGAAAAUCUUCAAAUAUUAUUGAUUAAGCAAGAUUCAAAUCUUAAGAUGAAUAAAAUAGAGCAUGUCUUUCUAUGUCUAUUCAUAAAAGUAUGGCUCUAAAAAACUCAAUAGAGGAUAAAUAAUAAUGUUAUCAAUCUAUUGGUUAAUAAUAAAGUUAAGAAUAUAGAUAAAAUUAUAAAAGAGACAAAGAUUAAUUAACAUUAUGUUUAUUCUUUAGAAAAUAUGCUUACAUUAUUAUUCUAUUUAAGUUUUGUAUAAAUUCAGAUUCCAAACUAUUUAAUGAAACUAUUCAAAAUAUUAAAUAAUUAGAAGAAGAAAUCAAUUAAAAACAAAAAUGGAAAAAAAGUAAAUAUCUAACACUUAUGAGAAUUAAAGCAUAAAUUAAAUUAUUUUAUUGUUAUAUGUAAUUAAAGAUGUAUGAAGCUGCUUAAAUAACUAAUUAAUUUUUAUUAGGACAAUAUGAUUACUAUCUUGGAUUAGAAGAUGAUUAAAUAAACUAUCAUAUAGGAUAUAAUACAUUCGAAAAUAUUCCUAUCAGUUAUUUAUAAGUUUAAUUAACAUUAUAGAAAAUAGUUUUAAUGAAAUUUAAUAAUCAAAAUUAUUAAGCUGCAUUAGAAUCUGCUUAUCUAUUUUAAAAAUUAGAUGAUCAAAAUUAAAAAGUAUCCUUAUAAUUACUUAAGAUAUUAGAAGAGAUUUUUAUAUAAUAUUAAUUAGAUAAAGAUUUGAUUACAAUUUAAAGAGAAGUCAUAAAUUAAGAAUAAUAAAAAGUAAUCAUUUUAAUUGAUUACUCUAAGACUAUGGCAUUUAAUUAAAUUUAAAUAUCAUAGACCUAUUGUAAAUAUAUUCUUUAAAGAGUAUAUAAAUCAACUUCAGUUGGAUUAUAUUUAUUUAAUGAAACUCUAUUUGAAGCUUUUAAAUUAUAAAAUUAAAUGUAUGCAUAAGAUCUAUAUUCAUAAAUAUUGGAUAAACUCUUAUUACCUCCAGGUGGAACUAGUCAGUUGUUUGAAUUUAUCAAAUAAAGUGUUAAACUAUUUCGUAUAUCUGAUGAAACUAAAUUUGAGAAUUAUUUGUGCUUAUUCACAGAGUUUUAAUCAUAAAAUAUAGAAUAGAAUUUUUAUGAAAUUAGAAAUCUAUUGCAUUUCAAUAAAAUUAAAUUAGUAGUUUUCUAAAUUCAGAAUUCUAAUAAAAAUAUAUAAAUUGCUUAAUAAAUAUGUGAUUAUUGUAAUGGUAUUUUAAUAUAAAAUGAAAGAUAAAUAACAAGUUGGUUAGAUUCUUUAGGUCAUAGAAAAGUAUAACAUAGCCAUUACUUUGAAUUUUGGUGA
This is a messenger RNA of Paramecium pentaurelia, 2870 nucleotides long. Lineage: Eukaryota; Ciliophora; Oligohymenophorea; Peniculida; Parameciidae. The record is from the annotation of a GenBank genome assembly.